Coffea arabica (coffee) is the source of this 3294-nucleotide messenger RNA. RefSeq lists its product as uncharacterized. Gene Ontology annotation, biological process: protein phosphorylation. Gene Ontology annotation, molecular function: protein kinase activity; protein binding; ATP binding. Lineage: Eukaryota; Viridiplantae; Streptophyta; Magnoliopsida; Gentianales; Rubiaceae. The record is from RefSeq and is a predicted model, not a curated record.
UCCUGCAAGUGAUCCUAUUCUCAACUUGGUUGCAAAUAUGGAGAGAGUUUUCUGCUACUUCAUUUCUGCCCUUCUGUUGGCCACUUCUAUGUUAGCUAGCUUUUUAACAUCAGCACUGAUACAAUGGCCCUCCUUGAAUUGAAAGAUCAUAUAACUUCAGAUCCUUACUCUAUCUUAGCCAAAAAUUGGUCCAUUUCUUCAUCUGUUUGUAACUGGAUUGGUGUCACUUGCAGCUAUACUCAUCACCACAGAGUAAGAGCCUUAAAUAUUUCGAACAUGGGUCUUGCAGGAAGUAUCCCUUCCAAUCUUGGAAACCUGUCCUUUCUUGUUUCUCUUGACAUGGGAGAUAAUUCCUUUCAUGGCCAUUUGCCAGAAGGGAUGGCUCAUUUGCGUCGAAUCAGAUUUAUUUCUUUAAGCCACAACAAUUUCACGGGAGAAAUUCCGUCAUGGUUUGGUUUCUUGGAGAAACUUCAACACCUCUCAUUAAGAAACAACUCUUUUACUGGCUUUCUCCCUCCUCCUCUCUUCAAUAUCUCCGGUUUGGGAGUCAUAGAUUUUUCAGAGAACAACUUGUCUGGCAUUAUUCCUGUUGACAUGUGCAACAAUCUUCCGAGUCUCAAAAGGCUUCUAGUUUCUUCAAAUAAGUUGAAUGGUCAAAUACUAUCCGGUAUAUCCAAAUGCUGGAGACUCGAGGUAUUAUCACUGUCAAAUAACGAGUUUAGCGGACGCAUCCCUAGAGAAGUUGGGAACUUACAAAUGCUGGAGGAGCUGUAUCUGGGCGGGAACAACUUGGGAGGAGAAAUACCAAAAGAGAUUGGCAAUUUAACUAUGAUACAGAACCUAUAUCUUUAUGAGAACAACUUGACAGGUUUCAUUCCACAAGAAAUGGGCAAACUUUCCAAGUUGGAGAGCCUUGACUUGGAAUUAAAUAGGUUAGGUGGACCGAUCCCUGCUUGGAUUUUCAACAUCUCAACAAUUCAGUUUCUGUCACUUUCAGCCAAUAGUUUUUUUGGCAGUCUUCCGCCAAAUAUGUGUCAUGUGUUGAAAAAUUUGCAAGGGCUUUAUCUUGCUGGGAAUUAUUUGAGUGGAAAUAUACCUAUGUCUAUCUCAAAUUGUUCAAGACUAACUAUCAUAACCCUUCUUAGUAAUGAAUUCACUGGUUCAAUUCCUGAUUCUCUUGGCAAUUUAAGACAACUCAAUGUUCUACAGCUAUCGGACAACAAGUUGACAAGUGAAUCUUCAUCUCAAGAAUUGAGCCUUUUUAGUUCCCUUGCAAAUUGCAUGCUCUUAAGACAUAUUUCGUUGGAACGAAAUCCAUUGAAUGGCGUCCUUCCAAAUUCCCUCGGGAACCUUUCUAGCUCCAUUGAAAUAAUAUAUGCAUUUGGCAGUGGAAUCAUGGGAAGCAUUCCAGGCAGCAUUGGCAAUUUAAGCAAUUUGAUAGCAUUAAGGCUAGACAACAAUCAGUUGACUGGGUCCAUUCCCACUUCUGUGAAAGGAUUGGGAAAGCUUCAAGGCUUAUAUCUCCACAACAACAUCAUCACUGGAACUCUUUCUACUGAUCUCUGCAACUUGCGUAUGUUGAACGAUUUUAAUAUAAGCCAGAAUCAAGUUUCAGGUUCAAUUCCAGGAUGUUUAGGCAACAUUACAUCCAUCAGGUAUAUUGAUCUGUCUUUCAACAAAAUAACUUCUAGUGUGCCAAUUAGCUUGUGGAAUCUCAAAGAUCUGUUGGAACUUCGCUUGACAUCCAAUUUCUUCAAUGGAUCUUUGGCUCCAGAAAUUGGAAAAUUGAAGGCUGUGACAUGGUUAGACAUGUCACUGAAUCACUUCUCGGGUAACAUCCCUAGUACAAUUGGGGAUUUACAAAGAUUGAUACAGCUUUCUUUGGCAAAUAACAACUUGGAAGGAUCAAUUCCGUCCACAAUUGCUGACAUACAAAGCCUUGAAUAUUUAGACUUGUCGCACAAUAAUGUCUCAGGUUCGAUCCCCAAGUUAAUGGAGAAUCUUACAUAUCUCACAUACUUGAAUGUUUCUUCCAAUGAUUUAAGAGGUGAAAUUCCAUCUGAAGGUCCUUUUACAAAGUUCACUUAUGAUUCCUUUGCCUUUAAUAGAGCAUUAUGUGGAGCACCUAGGUUCCAUUUGCCACCAUGCCAAACUAUUUCCAGGCGCAAAUCACGGACAAGAAAGACGGUUCUCAUUGCAAUCAUUUUGCCAGGAAUGCUUUCUGUGGUUAUCGUCGCUGGCUUAGGAACUGUGUUCCAUAGAUACAAAAAGAAAUCUAAGAUUCCAAGCCAAACAGGUUUGUCAUCAUUGAUAGAACAACCAAGAAUCUCAUACUAUGAGCUGCUACAAGCAACUAAUGGGUAUAGUCAAGAAAAUUUGCUUGGUGUGGGAAGUUUUGGAUCAGUUUACAAGGGUAUUCUAAAUGAUGGUAAGAUUUUGGCUGUAAAAGUGUUUAAUUUGCAAUUAGAACGAGCAUUCAGGAGCUUCGAUGCAGAAUGCAACAUAUUGAGAAAUCUACGCCAUCGAAAUCUCACAAAAGUCAUUACCAGUUGCUCUAACCCUGAUUUCAAGUCCUUAGUGCUUGAAUUCAUGCCUAAUGGUAGUCUGGAGAAAUGGUUGCAUUCUGAAAAUUGCUCCUUAGAUGUCAUGCAGCGACUGAACAUAAUGAUCGAUGUUGCUUGUGCAUUGCAAUAUCUCCAUCAUGGUUACACAACUCCAGUGAUUCAUUGUGAUCUGAAGCCUAGUAAUGUUUUGCUGGAUCAAGAUAUGGUUGCACAUGUAAGCGAUUUUGGCAUAGCAAAGAUGUUGAGUGAAGAGGAGACCAUCACACAUACUAACACACUAGCCACAUUGGGCUACAUUGCUCCAGAAUAUGGAUCAGAAGGACUAGUAUCAACAAAAUGUGAUGUUUAUAGUUAUGGGAUUAUGUUAAUGGAAAUGCUUACAAGAAAAAGGCCAAAUGAUGAAAUGUUUGAUGGAAAUUUGAGCUUGAGGGGUUGGGUAUGCGGAUCAAUAGCUAAUGCAAUAAUGGACAUUUUGGAUGUGAAUUUGAUAAGGUCAAAUGAAGAGUAUGCUACACAAGAGUUGGAGUGUCUAUCAUCCAUCAUGAAAGUGGCGCUGAAUUGCUCGAAGGAAUCUCCAAAUGAGAGGAGUAACAUGGAAUAUGCUCUUGCUGCACUGAACCAUAUCAAGCUUCAUCUUUUGUCUUGUUAUAGAAGGCCUUGAGGAUGUGAAGAUAUCCACCAGGAAGAAUUCCAGAAAACCUACUUGCUUUAACACAUCAAUUUUUUUCCU